AUGUCCUUGUCGCAAUCGCCCUUGGACUCCCUCCCUAAUGAGCUUCUGGAUCAAAUCAUCUCCUAUCUUUCAUCUUCACCUCCUUCUCUGGACAAGGUGCACAGACCUCCUUGUAUGCGUCUCACCACAUCCAGAACUAGAGAUUUGAAGAAUUUCUCACGCGCGUCUUUCCGACUUUUGGAGCUGGUGCGGCCCCAGCUCUUCGCUCACGCGUGCUUCAACAUCAAGGAUGUAGCGGAUUUCCUCUCGUUUAUAUCAAGCUUGAAUCUUGGUCGCUAUGUAAUAUCGAUUGUGGCUAAGGGAAUGGAUUCUGCCGAUAAUCGAGAGGAUCCUUUCUGGUGGCGCCAGGUCCUCAAUUGUCUCGAUCCGCUGCGGAUCACUGUGAUUGCACCCCCUCCAUUCCUGGCUGCGAUGCUGGACACGCAGAUCAUGGACGGCCACAGUUGGGCAUUCGAGGUGCCUUUCCAGAUCCUACAGUUGCAGCGGAAAUCGCGCAUCUGGGUUCCUCCUUUAGCUAUGACAAAGCAAUCUGCUAGUCUGCUUGAGGCUAGAGCAUGGUCUUCCUUCGACUUCAACGAGUCUUCCUCACUCAGAGCGUACAAUCACUACGAGUAUUUCCUGUUUCAAGUCCCUUCCAUAUUUGACAAGUGGGGAACAGUGGCUUCUACGCGACCGUCCCCAGAGAGACUACCUCUUUCCCGUUCGUUCAAGUCUCUGACAUCGGUCAGAUAUACGGCAGUAUUCCCAUUUUAUAAUCAUGUCAAGCUAGUGUUGGAUGCAGUUGAAUUAAUGACGAAUCUGCGGUCAUUCAGUAUUCAGCUUGCCCCUUCUUCAAAUGAUAAGACCACGGAGUUGGAGCAAAGAGGCUCUAUGGACCCCAGCGACCCAUGGAUGGAAAUCACUACAGGCUAUUCACUUGUUGCGCACGCUGUCAGGAAAAUGGGGAACAUGGCCAGUCUCGUGGAGUUCCAUACGUCUGAUCUUGACUUUGAUGCUCUGCGUUUAGAAUUGUCUCCUAUCCUACGGGAUGAAUUGGAUGACAGAGAGUGGGCACAUGAUGGACACUGCACUUGGAUUAAGGUAUCGUCAGAUGACAGUAGUCUAAGGGACGACUCUGUGACGACAAGAGAAAAUUACGAAAGCCUACUGGGCUGCCCGCCAAUAUUUAUUAUAGAAGGAUGCCACAAGCAGGAGCAGGUUGAACAGACACGCUACCGAGGCAAGCGAUUUCUUGACUUCAGGAUCCAAGGUAGUGCAAACAUGCCUCUUACCUCUCAUACAGAGCUGGCUGGGCCUGCUCCCCCAGUCUUGGCUCAUACGCUGUUGUCACAUGGUCAAUUAGCAGCUGCAAAUCCGAAGGCCGAACCAAAUCAACCACACACUGAGACACGGAAUUGGAACCUCUCAGAUGAUGUGGGAAAGGGAUUCCAGGAUAGUCCAGACGCAGUCUUCAGAAGUCGUACCGUGAUCGGCUUUUCGAAGCUUAGAGACAUACAAAAGGAAGAAAGUGAUGACGAUGAGUAUAUUGGCCAGCUCCCCCGCCACCUCCUCACUACCCAUCUCCAUCAAUCCCAUUCAACAAACACCCAAACCAAAACAUACAUAAUCCACCCCAUCAAUUUCACUGCUUUCGCCCCCAAACGACUCCUCGCAUCCCUACUCAACACCUCCCACCAGCCCACCCUCUCCCGAGACGAGGCAAUCUCAUGUCUUGACUCCGUCGAAAUAUUCCCCGUCUACGACUUCCAGGCUGUCGCAGGAGCAAUCGACAUGAUCUCAGACUCCAUAGACACCACCACGCCAUCACAAAUCUCCCCAAUUCUCAUCAUAAUCGCAGGACUCGACACUCUCGCCGAGGGCAUUAUUCGGGCGUCCAACGCCGUCAGGGGAGCAGCGAUGCUCACGUCCGUAUUGCGUACCUUGACGCAAUUGACUCGAGCUCAUGCUUCGAAUCUCUCCGUGAUGCUAGUGAAUACUAGUGGUUUGGGAACUAUGACGUCUCAGACUACUGCUCCGCGAAGGUAUCCGGGGUCAUUGACGCAAAUAGCGCAAGGUGAUGGGAUCUAUUCUGCUUUUCGUGGUGAGACGUCGCUGUUUCCGAGUCUUUUGAUGAGGAUGUUGGAUCAGGGUGUGGAUAUGCAUCUUUUGCUGUCGAGUGUUGGGCAGGUUCCGGUCGUGGAGGUUAUUAAGGAUCGGGUGGGUGGGCAUGUUGGGAGAUGGUGUGUUUGGGAGGGUUCACGGUGA
Aspergillus sclerotioniger CBS 115572 is the source of this 2244-nucleotide messenger RNA. RefSeq lists its product as uncharacterized. The transcript is spliced from 3 exons. The coding region runs from base 1 to 2244 and encodes 747 amino acids. NCBI's taxonomy places the organism in Eukaryota, Fungi, Ascomycota, Eurotiomycetes, Eurotiales, Aspergillaceae. The record is from RefSeq and is a predicted model, not a curated record.